Messenger RNA from Lactuca saligna, 1347 nucleotides. Lineage: Eukaryota; Viridiplantae; Streptophyta; Magnoliopsida; Asterales; Asteraceae. The record is from the annotation of a GenBank genome assembly.
AUGUUUCCAUUGAUGUUGCUUCUUGGUUUAGUUAGUGGUAUCGUUGGUUGGCCUAUUGAUGAAUUCAACAUCUUUAAUUAUGGAGCCAGUGGUUUUGGAGAAGUUGAUGAUUCUAAGGCAUUUGUGAAUGCAUGGAGAGAUGCAUGUAAUGCAAGAACACAAAAUGCAAAGGUGAUAGUUCCUAAAGGGACUUUCUUGUUGAAUCCUCUCAUGUUUCUUGGACCAUGCAACCCCCAAAGCAUUCGUUUUGCGGUAGACGAUGGUGAUGACGGUAGGUUGGAGAUGAAGAAUGCAGAAGGUAGGUCGGAGACGGUGUUGAUAGGGCUACCGAUGUUUUGUGGUGAAGAUGAUGUUAGUGUUGGCAAAGGGUGGUCGUGGAGAUGUGUAAAUAUGAUGACUUUUAUGAUUUUUGGAAAAAUUAUCGCUCCGGGUGCUCCAGAAUCAUGGAAUGGUCGUGAUUCUAGUCAAUGGAUAGCUUUUAAAGAUGUAGUAGGCCUUAAUGUGUAUGGAUAUGGCCUUAUAGAUGGACAAGGAAUGCGUUGGUGGGACCAGUCUUGUCGAUAUCAUCCAGUAUUGGAGGGGUGCACCAAACUAGCACCAACGAUCUUCAAGUUUAUAUCAUGCAAGGAGAGCACAUUAAGAGACAUUUAUAUGGUUAAUAGCCCACAAACUCACGUACUCAUACUAAAUUCCAAAGGGUUUAAUGUUGAUAAUGUAACGAUCCAAUCACCUGAACAUAGCCCCAAUACUGAUGGCAUUCACAUCCAUUCUUCUCAUUUUGUCAAAAUCACCAACUCAAUAAUUGGAACAGGUGAUGACUGCAUUUCAAUAGGGGACUACAUAUCAAACAUAGAUAUAGCCAAUAUCAAUUGUGGACCAGGGCAUGGUAUAAGUAUCGGGAGCUUAGGAAAGAACAAAGAAAUCGUUCAUGUUGAGCACAUACACAUACGCGACUCCACAUUGAAAGGAACCUCAAAUGGAGCUCGAAUCAAGACUUGGCAAGGAGGUCAAGGAAACGUUCGAAAUAUUACUUUCGAGAAUCUUGAAUUUGAUGCCGUAAACAACCCAAUCAUCAUAGACCAAAAUUACUGUGACGUCCGUGGCAAAUGCAAAGAAGAGGAAACCGGUGUCAAAAUAAGCGAUGUGGUUUACAAGAAUCUUCAUGGCACAUCAUCUUCCAAGAUUGCUAUCAAUUUAAACUGUAGUAAAUCCGUACCUUGCUCAAGGAUUACAAUGGAUACUAUAAACUUAGUGUCUGUUCAACAAGGUAACCCGGUGACUGCUAAUUGCACAAAUGCUAAAGGAACAGAAGUUGAAGUGCACCCAGGACCAUGUUUAAGGAACUAG